Messenger RNA from Dreissena polymorpha, 3026 nucleotides. RefSeq lists its product as uncharacterized. The transcript has 2 exons. The record is from RefSeq and is a predicted model, not a curated record. NCBI's taxonomy places the organism in Eukaryota, Metazoa, Mollusca, Bivalvia, Myida, Dreissenidae. Bases 69 to 1874 code for a protein of 601 amino acids.
CUGAUACAAUCAUCGGUUUUAGCACAUACAUUCUUAUUCAUUUCUGCAUAUCUCUAGGAAGAUCAUGCAUGAAAUUAGAUGAUACAAGAGUGAAAGCCUGUGGAAAACAAUUGAAAGUAUCACGCAAAGAUAUUCUUCCAAUACUUGCAGUGGCCGUCCACUUGGAACGAGAUUCUUGUGAAGCAAGCUAUUUAUGUCCUCUACUCAAACGUGCAAAUUAUAGGGUGGAAACCACACGGAAUGUAUGUUAUCAUAUAACGACAUCUUUUCCAAACAUGAUCGAUAUCAUAACGGCAUCAUCGCUUGUUACAAAUGAGACUGAGUGGACAACUAUUUUCAAACGAAAACUGCAUGUAUACAACGUAUGGAACGCCGUUCGAGCACUAACUUCAGAUUUACGCUAUACAAAUGAAGUAAAGGUGUUAAACCGAACAUGUUGCGCUUACGAUCGUCCCGUCGUGCCAGGCUUAAGAGCUGAGGAUGUUUAUAUUAACCACAUAUGUGAUAGCGUGCUAGUUUAUGUAAUCUUCUUUCGUUGUGUGUGUCUGUAUUUACAUUUUGUAUCUUUAUUACAAUUAAUAACUCACCGGCUAUCACGACUGAAGCGAACCAACUACGCCGAUACUGUUGGUGUUUGUGAUACAUACAUCCCGAUUCAAUUUUCACUUGAGGCUACUAGUCCAACUAAAGUUCAACAAUUGUAUGCAUGGAAUCGACAUGGCUCCUUCACAAAAUCAACUUCAUAUAAAGCACACUCUAUAGAAGAUAUAUAUGAAUACAUCUGCAAAACGGAUACAGAUGGUAGCUUUAAAGGAAAUGGUGAAAAAAACUUUUCUGCUAGGUUACGUAAAAACGUCUGGCUAUCCAGCAGUCAAAUAAAUGGAUUGACAACAUCAAUCUGGGUAUUUCCAAUGAUAAGCCCAGUGAUUACGAUCAUCAACCGACUGGCGGAAGGAAGCAGCGUGCAUCCUAAAGAGAGUAUGCGUCAUGAAAGUCUACGCUUGUGUACGUUUCGCACUUACCCAACUCAUGGUAAACCUUCAUGUAUAAAGAUUGCAAAAGCUGGGUUUUAUUAUGCUAGCCAAGGCGACGAGGUUAUCUGCUAUUGCUGUGCCAAACGUAUCAGUAACUGGAACGAAAGGGACGACCCGUUGCGCGCUCACAGACUAGUGUCCCCUAGCUGCCCUUUCCUGUUACGCAACUCUGAAGUCAACGAACCAGUCACAGACGACAACAUUGAAAGUUCCAACCAUCGUCUCAAUCGGAUUUUGCAAUCACUGGAAGAUUCAGAUGAGCGACCCGAAACACUGGAAACAGAGAACGUUUCUGCACCAAUACCAGAUGUUUCAUCUUUGUCUACGACAACCCGUUCUCGCACCACAGAGCAUGCUACUAAUCUACAGAAUGGUGUUAGUGGGUCUUCGGGCGAAUGUACAUCGGAUCCUUUCACACGUGAAUUGACUGCCACUACUAAUCGGACUGUUGGUGAAUCUCAAUUCUUGAGUGUACCUGUCCAACAAGCCAGAAGUUCCAUCCCUGCGGGAAGUUUUGCAUGUAGCAGUGUUGCAGAGGCAGCUAUCGCUACGCCGAACGAUAGACGUGAAACGGCGGUACCUAGGAAAGCAGAAGGACGACAGCUACAGGGAGCCUCUAACAACCGUUCGGAUGAAACACGAGAAAAACUCCUCAGUGAAAACCGCGCUCUUAAAGCGCAGUCGAAAUGUCUUCGUUGCCGUAGAAACGACGUGUGUAUCGCAUUCCUGCCGUGCGGCCACCUGGUUUCCUGUGAGGCGUGCAGCACCGACCCCAGUGCCCGGAAGUGCUUCUCGUGCGACGCAGCCGUGAAAGCAAGGAUCAAGGCGUUUAUUGUUUGAUUUGUAAACAUAUGUUUAAUUUCAAGACAAAAGGGAGACAAAUCUAACGCGAUAGCAUUCGCCAUUUAAGAUAAUGUAUUAACCAGCAUAUUUUGAAAUACAUGUAAGAAAAACAUUAUAUUCCCGAACGUUUGAUAAUCGUCAAACGCUUACUUAUAUAUCUCAUUUUUAAGCGUUAUUCAAAACAAUGCCAUUAGCUAUUUUAGUUCACUUAAUAUAUUUCGCUUUUCAAAUAUAUAAUAAGUUUUCACAUGUGUAAUAUACAUGCGUUAAUCCUUUGGUCCAAAUAUUUAAAACAAAUUACCAAAAUCUUAAAUCAGAAGUUCAGAACUGAACUAAAUACACAAAUUGUGCUUGCUUUUAUACUUUAGUUGGAUUUUAAAGCUUAACCAUUUAAACGCGAAUAUCUACCAGAUAACACAUUGAACGAGUACAUUUCAAUCAACUCUGCGGAAAACAAAUAACAGUUUUGUAUUUUAAAAAUAAACUGUAUUCUUAUUUUUUGAAUCUAUGAUUGAUUAAAUACAGUGUAGCAUAGAUAUAUACUAGUAUGUACAGUUGAACUUUCUUUCGAAAUAAUGUGUAAAAGGAGUUGAUAUAAAACGUAUCUUGUAACGAUGUGCUUUAAAAUGUAUUUUACAAAGACCAAAUGUUUUACUGCAAAUUUAAAGCAAAUGGAAUACAUGUGUUGGUACAGCGAAGCAAACCUACACGAAUUACCAUUUGAUAAUAUGGUUAUAUAUCUCGGUACAUAUAAAGAAGUUGCGAUGUAUCAUUUUGUGAAUUAGUGAAAUUCUUUUUCUCGCGAUAGUCUUCAUGUAAGUCGAUUGUGGUAUAAAGCACAGUUACGUGUUAUUAUAAAUAUAUUUAAAGUAUUAACUACUCCUUAAUCUAUGUUUAUCCGCUCAAAUCGUGUACAUUCACGGCUUGUAACUUGUAUAAGAAAUAGGACACGUUUAAAGUAUUUGCAUCCAAUAUGACAUCCAUACGCUUGUUUUUUCCAAUCACGUUGGAUAAUGAUAUGUUAUGGACAAUAGUUCAUAUAGUUUGUAUCUUAAAUUUAUAAUAUUUUUCUUUUUCCUUGAAUUAUGGCUGUGCACUUUGGAUAUACUAUUAUAGGUUAAAUUAAUUUGUUAGAUCCAUAUUUAUAUG